Oryza brachyantha (malo sina) is the source of this 3469-nucleotide messenger RNA. Its product is annotated as serine/threonine-protein phosphatase 4 regulatory subunit 3. Gene Ontology annotation, biological process: protein dephosphorylation. Gene Ontology annotation, cellular component: protein phosphatase 4 complex; nucleoplasm. Gene Ontology annotation, molecular function: protein phosphatase activator activity. The coding region runs from base 243 to 2927 and encodes 894 amino acids. The record is from RefSeq and is a predicted model, not a curated record. Lineage: Eukaryota; Viridiplantae; Streptophyta; Magnoliopsida; Poales; Poaceae. The transcript has 25 exons.
GCAAAGAAGGGGAAAAAGGCCGCGGAGCGCAAGGGCUCGGCUCGGUGAGCUCUCUCUCUCUCGCGCGCGCGCGGUUCAUGGUGGCUAGGGUUUCGCUGCCCGCGACCUCCACCCACUGAAGAAGCGCCUCCGCGAGCGGUUCCGGCUCCGGCGGCGGGACAGGGAACUGUCUCGUUCUCUUGGGCGGCUCCGCGGCGGGCGGGCGGGCGGGCGGGCGGGGGGGGGGGGGACCCCGGCGGCAGAUGGGGGAGCAGGAGCGGCGUGAGGCGGAGGGUGGCGGCGAGGCCGCGGCGGCGAACAACAGCGGCAUGCAGCGUGUGAAAGUGUACCGUUUGACCGAUGGAGGGAAGUGGGAUGAUCAGGGCACAGGGCAUGUAAACAUUGACUUGCUUGAGGGUUCUAAAGAACUUGGUUUGACUGUUUUGGAUGAAGAGGACAAUGAAACAUUGCUCAUCCACAACAUUACUUCUGAAGAUAUCUACAGAAAGCAAGAGGAAACAAUUAUCUCAUGGAGGGAUCCAGAUGCUGCAACGGAAUUAGCACUGAGCUUUCAGGAAGCUGCUGGGUGCUCCUACAUAUGGGACAACAUUUGUGAUAUUCAGCGAAAUAUUCAGUUUAGGAACCUUGGUGCUCUUGAAGUCGGUCCUCGUCCAACUUCGGUUUCUCUAGAAGCCUCUAGAGUAUUGCAUUCAAAUGAUGAAUCCUUCCGGGCUGUUAAUGGUGAGCUCAGGGAGCUUCCACCUGUUGAGUUAUCCAAUCUUCCUUUAAUUUUAAAGACUAUAUUGGAAGGUGGCAUUACAGAUCAGAUGCGUGUGGCUGAGUUGAUAACACAAGAGCGUGACUUUUUCCCAAAGUUACUGGACAUUUUUCGAAUAUGCGAGGAUUUAGAGAACUUAGAUGAUCUUCACAUGAUCUUCAAAUUAGUCAGGGGAAUCAUAUUGUUGAACAGUUCAUCAAUCUUUGACAAGAUUUUCUCUGAUGAGUUUAUUCUUGACAUCAUAGGUGCCCUUGAAUAUGACCCAGAUGUUCCUAAAGUACAAAAGCAUCGUGCUUUUCUGAAGGAUCAUGUAGUCUUUAAAGAGGCCAUACCUAUUAAAAAUGCUUCUGUGGUGUCAAGAAUACAUCAAACAUAUAGAAUAGGCUAUCUAAAGGAUGUUAUAUUACCACGAGUGUUGGAUGAUGCCACUCUAGCUAGUCUUAACACGAUGAUACAUUCGAACAAUGCUGCUGUAAUUUCCUUACUAAAGGAUGAUUCUUGCUUUAUCCAAGAAUUGUUUGCUAGGAUGAGAUUACCAAGUAUUUCUAUGGAAUCAAAAAGAGAAUUGGUGCUGUUCUUGCAUGAAUUUUGCACUCUCAGUAAGAGUUUGCCACUUGUUCAACAAUUACGUCUGUUUCGGGAUCUUUCAGGUGAAGGCGUAUUUGAUAUCAUUUCUGAUGUCUUGCAGAGUCAAGAUAGAAAAAUUGUUUCAGCUGGGACAGAUAUCCUCAUACUUUUUCUUAAUCAGGACCCCAACCUACUGAGGUCAUAUAUUGUCCAACAAGAAGGGAAUUCUCUUCUUGGACUUCUGGUCAAAGGCAUGGUAACUGACUUUGGUGAGGCCAUGCACUGCCAAUUUCUGGAAAUUCUUCGUAUUUUGAUGGAUUCUUUCACAAUGUCUGGAGCACAUAGAGAUGCUGUUAUUGAGAUUUUCUAUGAAAAGCAUCUUGACUAUUUGGUUGAUGUAAUAGCAUCAUCCUGCCCUCUGAGGAACAUUUCCAGAGCAUCUAACUCAGCUGGAAAAACUGAAACUGAAGUGAAUCGCACUAAGCCUGAAAUUUUGUUAAAUGUUUGUGAACUACUAUGCUUUUGCAUAGUUCAUCAUCCCUACAAAAUUAAGUGCCACUUUCUAAUGAACAAUGCAGUAGAGAAAAUCCUUGCCUUGACUCGACGGAGGGAGAAGUUUUUGGUUGUUGCAGCAGUUAGAUUUAUGCGAACUACUAUAUCAAGAAAUGAUGAUUUUCUUAUUCGUCAUGUUGUCAAGUUGAACUUAUUCAAACCAAUAAUUGAUGCCUUUGUUGAAAAUGGGGAUAGAUAUAACAUGUUACAGUCGGGAGUACUCGAAUUGUUGGAAUACAUACGGAAGGAAGGUCUAAAACAACUUAUUAUAUAUGCCAACGAGUCCUUUUGGGACCAACUUAUGAAGUUUGAACACUUUGGGAGUAUUCAGGCCUUUAGGCUUAAGUAUCAACAGUACUUGGAGAGUGUUGAAACAAAAUUAGGUGCUAGUGUGCCUGACAUUAGAAAGAAGGCGGAAGAAAGAGGCCUUGAGAAGGAAGAGGAAGACUAUUUCAAUGAGGACAGUGAUGAAGAAGAUUCAGUCCAGCGGACAAAAAGUGCUCAGAAACAAGAAAGUAGGGCUAAGGGGUCCAAUGGCAGUGAAGCUGAUGAUGUUUCCUCAAGGCCUAAAUCUGGCGGUCUUGUGGAUUAUGCUGACGAUGAUGAUGAGGAUUUCAAUCCUCCAAGUAAGGAGCCUGACAGGCCUGCAGAGGAUGAUGAACCCCUAACAAUAACCAAAUUGAAGCGGAAGUUAAUGAAUAAUAAAGUGGAUGGCAAACAGUCAGAUGGGGAGUUCCAAAAGAGACAAAAGAUAGAAACAAGAAUUACUAGUGUUAAGAUUGGGGCUUCUACUAACCUGGCUAGUAAACACAUGGAUGAUUUACAGAAACAGGAACCCCGUUCACCUGCCACAACUUCACCAAGUUCUGAAGCCAAUGGUGUUUUCGGGGAGCAUAGUGUUCAUUCUGAGGAGCAUCAACGUUCUGCAGACACUGCUGAAACAUCACGGCAAGCUGGCGUUGACUGUGUCAAGGCCAUGGGCAAUUUGUCCACUGAGAAGACAGUCAAUACCACAAGUACGAAUGAUUCAGAGCCUUAUUCAGUGAGAUGACAUAGAUUUCAAGAAAUGGUUUAUCCCUAACCCAAAUCAUCAAUGCUUGCCAACAAGGAACCAUGAUAUGCUUAGUUCCAGAGAAGGCCAAAUACAGUGCUCCAGAGAAGGCCAAAUAGAGUAAAUCUCAAACCUGAAGCAAAUGGUUCGAGGUGAUGUAGAUCGCUCUUACCUGUAUAUGUUGCGUGAAAUUGCAGCUACCAUUUGUGAGCCUGUAAAGUUAAUUGUCCACAAGGAUAGAUCUGAAAAACUGAGUUGGCAUGCCCUUCGCCGUUCGGUUCAGCAUUGGCACGGGCCAAGCUCCUGAUGAUGCAUAAUUAUUUCUAUACAUAUGAGCUUAUGGAGAAGUGAAUAUGUGCUAUUCUUCAUUAUUUCUUCCUAGUGUCAUUGGCUGAAAUGUUACUGUUGUAAAACAAAUAGGAAGGAAUAGUUUUUUUUAUUGAGCUCCGUUUUGCAGCAGUUUGUGCCCUCAUAUCGGUAUCAUACACAGUUGUAAUUCGUUUAUUCAUAGUUUUGCAGGGAUACUUCUCUUGGAUGUUAAA